CCCGCCAUACCGAUACACGGAGCACAUCACAUCCCGACGGUACAACGACGCCGCCGUUCCAUCGAUAGAAUCACACUCGCAGUGUGUGUCACUUGCAGUCGUCAUUCGGCUGCCAGUCUAGACAGGCGGUGAUUUGACAACUACGGGACAGUCGCUAAGAUGGCUGCAUCCAGCCCCAAAAAAAUUAAUAAUACAGCAUCUCAUGUGAAGCAUACGGAAUCGGAUGCCCAUAGUUUCAUUGUGACGGAACAGGUAUUUCCUUCAAGUCAAGGACAAGAAGACUCAACCCCAGAACAGAGAAUAGUACCAGCAGAGUCAGAUGAUGUAUAUCCCAAACAGGGUCAAAAAAGAUUAGCACUUAUUUUCAAUCAUGAAGAGUUCCUGCAACCAUCCAACAGAGAAAGAAGUGGUACACAAGUUGAUAGGCAAAGUCUUCAGGAAUGCUUCAAGAAAUACAACUUUGUUAUAGAACCUUUGAAAGAUAACAUGAAAAAAGCUGAAAUUCAAGAAAAAUUAAAAGAGGUUGCGGAGAGAGAUCAUUCUGAUACUGACUGCCUUGCUGUGGCUGUGCUCACACAUGGGAAUGAUAGAGGAGGUCUGGCCGCUUAUGAUGACUGGUACACUGAAGAAGAAUUGAUUGGAUCUUUCACAUCGAAUAAAUGCCUUUCACUUACAGGAAAGCCGAAAUUAUUUUUUAUUCAGGCAUGUAGAGGAGAUAAAACAUCUGUUGCUGCUGGAACAAUUAACAUUCAAGCAGAUUCCUCUGAAUCAAAUGUGUUUUCAGUUCCUGAGGAAGCAGAUAUUUUAGUGUUCUACAGCACAUACGAAGGUAGGGUGGCAUAUCGUGAUACUGAGGAGGGAUCUUGGUUCAUCCAAGAACUGUGUAGUGAACUAAACAAAAAUGGUGAAAGAUAUGAUCUGCUGACAAUGCUAACACAUGUUAACUUCAAUGUGGCUGCCAGAAGAGUGAGGUUAAGUGGAAUACGUGAAAGGAAGCAAAUGCCAGUGAUUCAGAGUUCUCUAACACGAAAGUUUUAUUUAUCUGAGAAACCACAAUUUAAUGAAACAGGUAUCAGAAGCAAAUUAGAUGAAAUGCAUGAUCUUCUACUAGAUCUUCAUACAAAAAAAGAGAAGGAGCCUUCACCCAGAAGAACUGUUAAAAAAACUGUAGUUGAUAAAGACUGGGAAACCUCACUCCCUGCACCCAUGAGUACAUAUUCUGUGGUGCCUGAAGAUAAAGUAAUGCUACAAUUAAAAACUUACUUAGACAUGUUUUUAAAUUAUGAAGGAAACUUAUUGUCUGAAGAUGCAAUAGAUACAGGAAAUAUAAUAUUAAGCCAUUUAUCUAUGUGGAAGAAAAUGGAUAACAAUAAGCGGAAGUUUUUGUAUGAACAAGUUAUAAAAUUUUUUGUCAAAUAUGGUAGAAAAUGGCAGUAUUUUCAUGUUCUAAAUAUAAGUGACUCACAAAUUGCAAACAUUCAAGGAAAAUCAAAGCAGCUGUCAGGUUCUUCACAGUCUGUUAAUUCUGACAAAAAGUAACAGUAAGAACUCUACUUAAAAAAAAAAAAAAUCCAUUUACAUUUUAUAUGGAAAUAUGAAAUGUAAACUGAUGAGAAAGUUCCUACUAAUAUUACAAGUAAUGAAUCAAAUGAUGACUGUAGUGUAUUAUAUUUCCAAACAUUCUUUUAAUCUAGAUAUUUACUACAAUUUACAGAAGAUUAAUUCUGCAACUGAAAGCAAUAUUUUACUUUGCUUCAGUGUACUUUUCACAAUCAGUAUCAAUAAGAAAUGUUACAAACACUUUUUAUACAUUUUCAGUUGUGAACUACAUUUAGACAAGUCAAUAACACAUGAAAGUUGAUUGUUUUUCUCAUAAAUUCAAUAAACUCCUUUGUCAAAUUUAAUAACUUACUAGUUACAUAUUUGUAAUAGAUAAAGCUGUCCCAUAACCGUAAAAUAAAGACUGUAACUGAUAUUCUGUGAAAAAUGAGUUAACUACACUGUUUUUGAACAGUCACCAAGGUAUAGAAUAUUUUUCUGUUAUUUUUACUAUAUUCAGUUACUCAACUGCUAAUGGUGCAGAUUAAAGCCACAGAACAGAGACUGAAAUGAAAGUGAAUUUCUCAAAGUUACAAGAACUAGUAAUUCAGAAAAACCUUUAUUAGAAAAGCAGUCUCAUAGUACUGAAAUAAGACUGAGUAUCAGAUUUUUGGAAUAGUGUUUCUGAAGAAUACAUCAUUAUUCACUGGUAGAUAUUUAAGAUAUAUUGAUGAACUGAUUUUAGUCAUGAGAUAAGAGCAUUGUCUCCCUGCGAGCUUCAGCACUCAAAUGCUGUUAAAUUAUUUAUACAGAUUUCCUGUUUGAUAUAUGAAUCACUGUUUUAGUGUGUGACUACAUUUAUCAAAAAAAUUCAAACAAGGGAAAUUAAUCUACACAACAGAUACAAACAGUACCAUUUGGAAAUGAUAGUAAUAAAAACUGGCAGGAAACUGAUGAAUGAUAUGAGGUAUAUUUCGAUUUACUUCUGUAGAUGUAUUUUUGUCUACAAUAUCACUUCUUGUUCCUCUUCUUCUUCUUCUUUUCUCCUUCUUCUUCACACC
Messenger RNA from Schistocerca americana (American grasshopper), 2600 nucleotides. Its product is annotated as caspase-1-like. Gene Ontology annotation, cellular component: cytoplasm. Lineage: Eukaryota; Metazoa; Arthropoda; Insecta; Orthoptera; Acrididae. Bases 160 to 1539 code for a protein of 459 amino acids. Gene Ontology annotation, biological process: proteolysis; apoptotic process. The transcript is spliced from 6 exons. The record is from RefSeq and is a predicted model, not a curated record.